Quercus lobata is the source of this 1972-nucleotide messenger RNA. It is a transcript of the gene ZAT, whose product is annotated as zinc transporter. The transcript has 2 exons. Gene Ontology annotation, cellular component: plasma membrane. Gene Ontology annotation, biological process: zinc ion transmembrane transport. Lineage: Eukaryota; Viridiplantae; Streptophyta; Magnoliopsida; Fagales; Fagaceae. The record is from RefSeq and is a predicted model, not a curated record. Gene Ontology annotation, molecular function: zinc ion transmembrane transporter activity. Bases 461 to 1738 code for a protein of 425 amino acids.
UCUUUUUGUUGUUUUCAAUAUUAUAUAAUAUUUUUGUGUAUCCUGUAUGUGAAUUUUGGAAUAGGAUGAUGGUUCUGAUACUUACACAGUCACACCAAUAUUAGUUUUAUGCAGGACUUUAGUUUCCAUUGUUUCUGGGUUUCUUUGAAAUGCUUUUGUUCUUUGGUUUUGAUUUGAUUGGUGAUUGCUUACACAUUUCGUGUUAAACUUAAAUCCAAGGGCUUUGAUAUUCUAUUUGAAAUUGAGUAUCUUAUUGAAUUGUUGUUGCUUCUGAGUCAUGCAUUUUGUAUGUUUCUUUUUGUUGUGUUGGUGAAGUGUCAUGCUUGUAGUUGUUAAUACUAAUUGUAUGUUAGUAAUUUAAUUAAAAAAGGCAAAAUAUAAACCAAAUUAUGGUGUUUGGUUUUGGUUUGGCAUGUAUUGGAUCUGGGUUUAUUGUAUUCUUUUGUGAAAAGGACUCUAGAUGGAAGAGCAACAUUCUCAAGGUAGGCAGAUUAUUGAAAUCAGUGUGGAUGUUCCUACUGGAGAGGGGAGCACUGUAGGGGGUAAGUUUUGUGGGGAAGCACCCUGUGGAUUCUCGGAUGCUGUAUCCAACUCUAAGGAUGCUAAAGAACGAUCAAGUUCGAUGCGCAAGCUUUUAAUCGCAGUGGCACUUUGUGUUGUCUUCAUGAGUGUUGAAGUAGUUGGUGGCAUCAAAGCUAAUAGUCUUGCAAUAUUGACUGAUGCAGCACAUUUGCUUUCAGAUGUUGCAGCUUUCGCUAUCUCCUUGUUCUCCAUAUGGGCUGGUGGCUGGGAAGCUACUCCCCGUCAGUCCUAUGGAUUUUUUAGGAUUGAGAUCCUUGGUGCUUUGGUUUCUAUCCAACUCAUUUGGGUGCUUGCAGGGAUUUUGGUAUAUGAAGCCAUUGUUAGACUUAUUAAUGACACAAGUGAGGUGAAUGGCUUUCUAAUGUUUCUUGUUGCUACAUUUGGUUUGGUGGUUAAUAUCAUCAUGGCUGUGUUAUUGGGCCAUGAUCAUGGCCAUGGACAUGGUGAACAUGGUCAUAGUCAUGGUAUUAGCCACAGCCAUGGAAUGACAAUUUCUGCUCAUCAUCAUCAUGAGGAGCACCCAGGAGAUGAGCAUCAUCAUGCUCAUGACGGUCCUGCACACCAACAUGCUCAUGAAGAUCCUUCACACCAUCAUGGUCAUGAAGAUCCUGCACACCAACAUGCUCAUGAAGAUCCUGCACACCAUCACGCUCAUGACCAUCAUGGAGAUCUUGCUGAGCCACUGCUGGAUAAACCAGAAAAUGCACAUGAAAAGAAGAAAAGGAACGUAAAUAUACAGGGAGCUUAUCUCCAUGUACUCGGGGAUUCCAUCCAGAGUAUCGGAGUAAUGAUUGGAGGGGCAAUCAUAUGGUAUAAGCCUGAGUGGAAGAUAGUUGAUCUGAUAUGCACCCUAAUCUUUUCUGUUGUAGUAUUGGGGACUACAUUCCAAAUGCUGCGGAGCAUUCUCGAAGUCCUGAUGGAGAGCACACCUAGAGAAAUUGAUGCAACAAAGCUCGAGAAGGGGCUAUUAGAAAUGGAGGAAGUGGUGGCCAUUCAUGAGCUACAUAUAUGGGCUAUCACGGUGGGGAAAGUCCUGUUGGCAUGCCAUGUCAAAAUCAGGCCAGAAGCAAAUGCAGACAUGGUGCUAGACAAUGUGGUAAACUAUAUCAGAAGGGAAUAUAACAUCAGUCAUGUAACUGUACAGAUAGAGCGUUAGCAGGCUCUUUACAGGGGAAAUUAUCAUGUGGGGAAGUUUAAAUGUGUCCAUGCCUCAUAUUUCUAAGUCACUGCUUCAUACUCUUUCUGGUAGUAGGUGUCACACUUCUUAAAGGUGGGACUGAUUUUAAGCAGCAGAUUUCUCUCAUUUUAUCAAACCUGCAAAUGUUUAGUAUCUAAGAACUUCUCUUUUGUGCCUUGGAAUUUACGUAUAUUAUUUCCUUUAGCUGUUAAA